GCUCCCGGUGGUGCGGAGUCCGCUUCCGGAGCCGAGCCUGUCCGUCCGUCCGUCUGCCCAGCGCCGGUGCCGGGCUCGCGCUCGGCCUCCCUGCGCGGACCAUGGGGGACGUGAAACUGGUUCCCUCAUCACACGUGUCCAAAACCUCCCUGCGUGUGGAUCCUUCAAGCUCCAUGCCCCUCACUGAGGCCCCCGCUUUUCUUCUGCCCCCGCGGAACCUCUGCGUCAAAGAAGGAGCCACCGCCAAGUUCGAAGGGCGGGUCCGGGGCUACCCAGAGCCUCAGGUGACAUGGCAUAGAAACAGUCAACCCAUCCUCAGCGGAGGCCGCUUCCAGCUGGACUGCGGCGUGCGAGGGACUUUCAGCCUUGUGAUUCGCGCUGUCCGUGAGGAGGACAAGGGAAAGUAUACCUGUGAAGCCAGGAAUGCCAGCGGUGCCCGCCAGGUGACGGUGGAGCUGACUGUGGAAGGAAGUUUCAUGAAGAAGCCUGGUCAGCCCACUUCCAAAACCCUGGGGGACAGAUUUUCCUCUCCAGCAGUAGAGACUCGUCCAAGCAUUUGGGGCGAAUGCCCACCUAAGUUUGCCACGAAGCUGGGUCGAGCAGUGGUCAAGGACGGACAGAUGGGUCGGUUCUCCUGCAAGAUCACUGGCCGCCCCCCGCCACAAGUCACCUGGCUCAAGGGAAAUGCCCCGUUGCAGCCAAGUGCCCGUGUGUCUAUGUCAGAGAAGAACGGGAUGCAGGUCCUGGAAAUCCAUGAGGUCACCCGGGAAGACGUGGGCGUGUACACGUGCCUGGCGGUGAACGGGUCAGGAAAGACCUCCAUGUCAGCUGAGCUCUCCAUACCAGGAUUGAACAAUACCACUAGGUCCUGUGGGAGCGGAACCAAGGCCCUCAGUCCAGACAUCAGGAGGGAGGUAACCAAUGGAAUCUCUAAGGGCCCAGAGACUGCGGCUGAAAGUAAGAACUACCCAAGCUCUCAGCCAGGCAAUUGCCCAGCACCAGCCACAAACAGCCAACCACAGCUCCCUCAGGAGCCCAGACUGCAGCCAGGUGGGGACCCUCCCCGGAAGGUCCUGCAGACCCCCACCCUGCAGAAGACUUCCAGCACCAUCACCCUGCAGACCACGAGGGUCCAGGCAGAAGUGAGAGCCCCUGAGGAAGAGAGGAAGAGGCCAGCUGCCCCACAGCCAACCCCACAGCAUAACCUGGGAAGCCCAGUUGCAAGUAAGUCCGUUCCCAAGAAAAUCGCCACGGAGAGCCAGAGGGAGUCAACUGCAUUCCCCAAGUUUGAGAGCAAACCCCGGAGCCAAGAAGUCACUGAAGAUCAGCUGGUCAAGUUCAGAUGUGAGGUUUCAGGGAUACCCAAGCCUGAAGUGUCCUGGUUUCGGGAAGGUGUCCCUGUGAAGAAACAAGAAGGUGUCAUUGAGAUUCAUGAAGAUGGCAGAUCCCAUUGCCUCUGCCUUCUGAAAGCCCGGGAAAGAGACGGAGGCAGAUACAGCUGCACAGCAUCCAACAGCCAAGGCCAAGCAUCCUGCAGCUGGGCUCUCCUGGUAGCAAGGCCGGCAGUGGUGGAAAUGGCCCCCUCUUUCUCCAGGGUCCUGAAGGACACCACUGUCGUUGAGGGCCAGGAUUUUGUGCUACGGUGCUCUGUCCAGGGUACUCCAGUGCCAAGGAUCACCUGGCUGCUCAAUGGGCAGCCCAUCCAGUUCGCUCGCUCCUCCUGCCAAGCUGGCAUGGCUCAACUCCACAUCCAAGAUGCCCUACCUGAGGAUCACGGCACCUAUACCUGUGUGGCUGAAAACGCCUUGGGACAGGUGUCCUGCAGUGCCAGGGUCACCGUUCACGAAAAGAAGAGCGAAGGCAAGAGGGAGUACCUUCUGCCCCUGGCCCCCAGCAAGCCCAGCGCACCCGUCUUUCUUCAGGGCCUCUCUGACCUCAAAGUCAUGGACGGAAGCCAGGUCACCAUGACAGUCCAGGUGUCAGGGAACCCACCACCACAGGUCAUCUGGCUUCACAAUGGGGAUGAGAUCCAGGAGUCAGAAGACUUCCACUUUGAGCAGAGAGGCGCCUGGCACAGCCUGUGCAUCCAGGAGGUGUUCCCUGAGGACACGGGCACGUACACCUGUGAGGCCUGGAACGGCUCCGGGGAGGUCCGCUCCCAGGCUGUGCUCACCGUGGAAGAGCCUCACGAUGGCACCCAGCCCUGGUUCAUCAGCAAGCCUCGCUCGGUGACAGCCUGCCCGGGCCAGAGUGUCCUCAUCUGCUGUGCCAUAGCCGGUGACCCCUUUCCCACCGUGCACUGGCUUCGAGAUGGCAAAGCCCUCUCCGAGGAUAUGGGCCACUUUGAGGUGCUACAGAAUGAGGACGUGUUCACUCUGGUCCUGAAGGACGUGCAGCCCCAGCACGCCGGCCAAUACGAGAUCCUGCUCAAGAACCGGGUUGGCGAAUGCAGUUGCCAGGUGUCACUGAUGCUACAGACCAGCCCGGCUAGAGCCUCCCCACGGGGGCGAGAGCCUGCCAGCUGUGAGGGCCUCUGUAGUGGAGGAGUUGAUGCCGCAGGCGGUGGUGGCAGCGGUGACCGUGAUGGACCCCUGAGACGUAGCUGGCCAGCAAGAGGGCAAGGUGGGCUGCAGGAGGAAGACGGGGAAGACGUAAGAGGGCUGCUGAAGAGGCGGGUGGAGACCAGGCUGCACACCGAGGAGGAGAUCCGCCAGCAGGAGGUGGGGCAGCUGGAUUUCCGUGACCUCCUAGGAAAGAAGGUGCGCACCAAGGCCGUGUCAGAAGAGGACCUGAAGGAGAUCCCCGCCGAGCAAAUGGAUUUCCGCGCCAACCUGCAACGGCAGGUGAAGCCAAAGACUGUGUCUGAGGAAGAGAGGAAGGUGCAUAGCCCCCAGCAGGUCGACUUCCGCUCUGUCCUGGCCAAGAAAGGGACCCCCAAGACCCCUGUCCCUGAGAAGACACCACCUGCUAAACCUACCACCCCGGACUUUCGCUCAGUGUUAAGCAGCAAGAAGAAACCACCAGCAGAGAAUGGCAGCAAUAGUGUUGAGGCCUUGAAUGCCAAGCCUGCCGAGACCCUGAAACCCAUGGGUAAUGCCAAGCCUGCAGAGACCAUGAAACCCAUGGGUAACGCCAAGCCUGCCGAGACCCUGAAACCCAUGGGUAACGCCAAGCCUGCAGAGACCCUGAAACCCAUGGCUAACGCCAAGCCUGCCGAGACCCUGAAACCCAUGGGUAACGCCAAGCCUGCCGAGACCCUGAAACCCAUGGGUAACGCCAAGCCUGCCGAGACCCUGAAACCCAUGGGUAAUGCCAAGCCUGCCGAGACCCUGAAGCCCAUAGCCAACGCCAAGCCUGCCGAGACCCUGAAACCAGCCGUCAAGGAAGAACUCAAGGAGGUUAAGAAUGAUGUGAACUGCAAGAGAGGGCAUCCUGGGGCAGACAGUGAGAAGAGACCAGAGAGCCAAGGGUCAGCCCCAGUCUUCAAGGAGAAGCUCCAAGAUGUCCGUGUGGCCGAGGGUGAGAAGCUGGUACUCCAGUGUCAAGUAUCCUCUGACCCCCCAGCCACUGUCACCUGGACGCUGAAUGGAAAGACACUCAAGACCACCAAGUUCAUCAUCCUCUCCCAAGAAGGCUCGCUGUGCUCACUGUCCAUUGAGAAGGCCCUGCCUGAGGACAGAGGCUUAUACAAGUGCAUUGCCAAGAACAACGCCGGCCAGGCGCAGUGCACCUGCCAAGUCACCGUGGACGAUGCUCCGGCCAGUGAGAACACCAAGGCUCCGGAGAUGAAAUCCCGGAGAUCUAAGAGCUCUCUUCCCCCCGGCAGCCUAGGGACAGAGAGUGAUGCAACUGUAAAAAAGAAACCUGCCCCCAAGACACCACAAAAAGCAGCUAUGCCCCCUCAGAUCAUCCAGUUCCCUGAGGACCAGAAGGUGCGCGCGGGAGAGCCUGUGGAGCUGUUUGGGAAACUCGCUGGCACCCAGCCCAUCACCUGCACCUGGAUGAAGUUCCGAAAGCAGAUCCAGGAGAGCCAGCACAUCAAGGUGGAGACCAGCGAGACGGGCAGCAAGCUCACCAUCCUGGCCGCACGCCAGGAGCACUGUGGCUGCUACACGCUGCUGGUGGAGAACAAGUUGGGCAGCAGGCAGGCCCAGGUCAACCUCACCGUCGUGGAUAAGCCAGACCCCCCAGCGGGUACACCUUGUGCUUCCGACGUCCGAAGCUCCUCGCUGACCCUGUCCUGGUAUGGCUCUUCCUACGACGGGGGCAGUGCCGUACAGUCUUACAACGUGGAGAUCUGGAACUCAGAGGACAAGACGUGGACGGAACUGGCCACGUGCCGCAGCACCUCCUUUAACGUCCAGGACCUUCUGCCGGACCGCGAGUAUAAAUUCCGAGUGCGCGCGGUCAACGUGUACGGGACCAGCGAGCCGAGCCAGGAGUCCGAACCGACGGUUGUGGGAGAGAAACCGGAGGAGCCGAAGGAUGAAGUGGAAGUGUCAGAUGACGAUGAGAAGGAACCCGAAGUUGAUUACCGAACAGUGACAGUCAACACCGAACAAAAAGUUUCCGACUUGUAUGACAUCGAAGAGAGACUAGGAUCUGGGAAAUUUGGACAAGUCUUUCGACUUGUAGAAAAGAAAACUGGAAAAAUCUGGGCAGGGAAAUUCUUCAAGGCGUACUCGGCCAAGGAGAAGGAGACUAUCCGGCAGGAGAUCAGCAUCAUGAAUUGCCUCCACCACCCCAAGCUGGUCCAGUGCGUGGACGCCUUCGAAGAGAAAGCCAACAUCGCCAUGGUCCUGGAAAUCGUGUCGGGGGGUGAGCUGUUUGAACGCAUCAUCGACGAAGACUUUGAGCUGACCGAGCGUGAGUGCAUCAAGUACAUGAGGCAGAUCUCAGAAGGGGUGGAGUUCAUCCACAAGCAGGGCAUUGUGCACCUCGACCUGAAGCCCGAGAACAUCAUGUGUGUCAACAAGACCGGCACCAGGAUCAAGCUCAUCGAUUUCGGCCUGGCCCGCAGGCUGGAAAAUGCGGGGUCCCUAAAGGUCCUCUUUGGCACCCCGGAGUUUGUGGCUCCUGAAGUGAUCAACUAUGAACCUAUCAGCUACGCCACGGACAUGUGGAGCAUCGGGGUCAUCUGCUACAUCCUGGUCAGCGGACUCUCCCCGUUCAUGGGUGACAACGACAACGAGACCUUGGCCAAUGUCACCUCAGCCACCUGGGACUUUGACGACGAGGCAUUCGAUGAGAUCUCUGACGACGCCAAGGAUUUCAUCAGCAACUUGCUGAAGAAAGAUAUGAAAGAGCGCUUGAACUGCACCCAGUGCCUUCAGCACCCAUGGCUGAUGAAAGACACCAAGAACAUGGAGGCUAAGAAGCUCUCCAAGGACCGGAUGAAGAAAUACAUGGCAAGAAGGAAAUGGCAGAAAACAGGCAAUGCUGUGAGAGCCAUCGGAAGACUGUCCUCUAUGGCAAUGAUCUCAGGGCUCAGCGGCAGGAAAUCUUCAACAGGGUCACCGACCAGCCCGCUCAACGCAGAGAAACUAGAGUCUGAAGAGGAUGUGUCGCAGGCUUUCCUUGAGGCCGUUGCAGAGGAAAAGCCCCAUGUGAAGCCCUAUUUCUCGAAGACCAUUCGUGAUCUGGAAGUUGUAGAGGGAAGUGCUGCUAGAUUUGACUGCAAGAUUGAAGGGUACCCGGACCCAGAGGUGGUUUGGUUCAAAGACGAGCAGUCCAUUAGGGAGUCUCGCCACUUCCAAAUAGACUACGAUGAAGACGGGAACUGCUCCCUGAUCAUUAGCGACGUCUGCGGAGAUGACGACGCCAAGUACACCUGCAAGGCUGUCAACUGUCUCGGCGAAGCCACCUGCACGGCGGAGCUCAUUGUGGAGACCAUGGAGGAAGGGGAAGGGGAAGGGGAAGAGGAGGAAGAGGAGGAGUGAAGCGAAGCCAGACAGAAGCAGUUUCUAAGUCACUUUUAAAGGACUAAUUGUUUAAAACUCAAAAACAAGCAAACAAAACUCAAGCUAGUAAAAGCACCCGGUGUGAUAGGUUACCUAGUUAAGUCAUUGUGGGAGCUGGUUCAGCACAGCGAGCAGCCGUACCUGGCAGUGUUAUCGAUGGGCAUUCAUUUGAAUUAGCUGGCACCUUAAGAACUAAUGCAGCUAGAUUUCAUUUAGAGGAGAACGCACGCCAGCGACUUUGCCAACUGAUUUUAGAGGGGGAAAAUAACCAAAAGAAAUAUUUGUCUGGGAAAAGGCAUGCAUUUCCCAACUGACCACUCACUACAAAGCACUACAAGGGCCCUGGGCAUCUCAACCCAGAGCCCUGGAGACAGAAGGCCCCUCUCCUCCCUCCCCCUCUCCCCCACCCAGAGAGCCCCUCUUCUCCCUCCCUCCGUUCUGGAAGGAGUUGAGCCCUGCUGACUUAGGAGGCACACUCCAUUCCAGACAUAAGGCAGACAGUCUUUCCAUCUCUCCCCCGUUCCACCUGUCAGCUUUUCUGGAUCUGAACUUGUCACGAGUUCUGUGCGACAUGAACUGUGCUUCUUAGAUUCUGGAGACAGCUCCCUUGCUCAUGGAUGUUUCAGGCUUCCUUAGGGAAAUAAAAUCUUCCUUCUAAAUCAGUAGGAAGUCUAAACUCACCCCCUCAUUGCAAAUGUCUAGCGGCUUCAUACAUUUGCAUGAGAACCCCGGGGUGGGGGGGAAAGAGGGGGGCAAAGAAAUCCUUGCUUUUCUUCUUAAACCAGCCUGCUUGUGCGGUCAAGAUUUCUAUGUCUGGCUGUAGGAAGUCCAGUUUGCUGAAAUGUUCCUUUUAAUUAUUUAUUAGGCACUAGGAAACGGAUGAAGAACUGUAGAGCUCGUGUAUUGUGGAAUCUCCCUUAAGACAGCCUGAGUUUAGUACAUCUUCAUUCUCAACACCUUCAAAGAGCUCAGCCUGCCUUGCCGGUUCCCCAGUUAUUUUCCUUCUUUGAAUGCGUUAUCCCUGCCUCACCCUCAUCCUCGAACUAGAUCCUUGGUCCAGAUGAAUGCACUCAGACUUGCAUCUUCAGAAAUGUUUAACUUUCUCUCACUACAUCGGCACUUACAUUUUUCUUUAUGAAGCUUUCUAAAGGUCAUAAACAAAGACCAUAAACUGAUACCCCUAGUGCAUUUCCUCUGUGUGUGCGUGUGUGUAACAUUCCAAAUACUUUUUCACUGUUUGUAAAGUAUAACAAGUUAAUAUUUCAAAAGACUUUUUAAGAGUUCCUCAAAACCAAUUUUAAAUUACUUCUGUGCAAUCCUACGCAGUAUCAACAUUAGAAAAGAAUUCAUCUUUUUAUCUUCCAUUCUAUUUUAGCUGCUUUUUGCUGCUAGUUUCCAAUUGCCAGUGUUUUUCCUAUCUUUGCUUUUCAAACAGUUAACGAUAUUUUUCAUUAUAGCCACAGUAUUGCCACAGUUUAUUAUAAUAGGGGGAUUUUAAUUUGAUAGAGCAUUCAAAGUGUUUUUCCUCACUCUUCAUUGUGUUUUGACUAUAAUCCUUGCGUGUAUGUUGUGUGUGCAUGGGUGGUGUAUACAUGUGUUUACAGGUUAAUGCCUUCUUGGGAUUGUGUUAAUGUUCUGUUUAUUAUGCCAUCAGAGUGAUGAAUGAGAAUGCUAUGACUGUAGUUAGCUCACAAUUUUUAAAUAAAGAAUACCACAGUA
This is a messenger RNA of Jaculus jaculus (lesser Egyptian jerboa), 7679 nucleotides long. RefSeq names its product myosin light chain kinase (gene Mylk). NCBI's taxonomy places the organism in Eukaryota, Metazoa, Chordata, Mammalia, Rodentia, Dipodidae. Gene Ontology annotation, molecular function: ATP binding; protein binding; myosin light chain kinase activity. Gene Ontology annotation, biological process: protein phosphorylation; tonic smooth muscle contraction. The transcript is spliced from 32 exons. Bases 102 to 5939 code for a protein of 1945 amino acids. The record is from RefSeq and is a predicted model, not a curated record. Gene Ontology annotation, cellular component: stress fiber; cleavage furrow; cytoplasm.